AUGACAUUCACGUCGGCUUUCAAACAAGUCACACUACAGCAACUAUUCAAUUUCUCAGAUGAUACAUGGACAAAAUUGACGGAGAGGAUAGGGAUGAGAUCACUUGAUGAUGAACUCGAGUUUUAUGAGCUUGUCGAGCUGGAUGCAGAAGGUGAAGCGGACGAUCAGACUUUCGAUGAUAUGAUGAGUUGCACAGUUUGA
This is a messenger RNA of Suillus paluster, 201 nucleotides long. RefSeq lists its product as uncharacterized. The transcript has a single exon. The coding region runs from base 1 to 201 and encodes 66 amino acids. The record is from RefSeq and is a predicted model, not a curated record. NCBI's taxonomy places the organism in Eukaryota, Fungi, Basidiomycota, Agaricomycetes, Boletales, Suillaceae.